Molecule: messenger RNA, 1365 nt
Organism: Cyphellophora europaea CBS 101466
Lineage: Eukaryota; Fungi; Ascomycota; Eurotiomycetes; Chaetothyriales; Cyphellophoraceae
Exons: 1
Coding region: 1-1365 (454 amino acids)
Source: RefSeq, a predicted model, not a curated record
AUGCUCACGUUGGCGGCGUAUUUUACGUCCGCACCAGGCAGUAUCAGCUUCGAUGCAUCGACCAAGAAGUUCUCAGACGCGGAUAUCGCGAAGGUCCAGAAAUGCUCCAUUGACAACUUACACAUGGAUCUUUCCUUCCUGGAGGAUGCAACUCCUAUUAAGGCAGAGGAAUUCAUCCACCGUCGUGAUCGUCUAGCCCAAGCGUUGCACACGGAUGGUGUCGACGCUUUCGUGCUGGAACCAGGAUACACCUUUCAGUACUACGGCAACGUAAGCCAGUGGGACUGGGAGCCGUGGGAGCCGGAGGAGCGUCCGUUCUUGAUGGUUAUGCAGCCAACCGUUGGAUUGGAUGGCACGGUCAAGGCAAAGACCACUUAUUUGGCGCCACACUUCGAGGAGGAUCGAGUGCGCAUGCUCGGCAUCCCAGCCGACUCGGAACUAGACAUCGUCAUCUGGGAGGAGCACUGGGACCCCUACCAGACUCUCCUCGAGCAGACCUUUGACCGUCGCGAAGGUCUGGUCAUCAUGACGGACGAGGAGAUGAGAGACUAUAUCGUGCGCGGUCUGACUUCAGCCGGCUUCCAUACGGUCGGCCUCACACCCAACGUCGAUGCAGUGCGGCAGCAAAAGUCACCGGCCGAGCUGUCCCUCCUCCGCGCCGUCAACACCGGCACCGUCGAGGCGUUACGCAAAAUGCGCCCCUGCCUCAUCCCAGGCUUAACCGAGAACCAAGUCAUGACGAUCCUCGACAACGCAUUACUCUCCGUCCCGGGCUUCGGUCUCUUCUUCAACAUCGUCCUCUUCGACGAGAACGCCGCACUGCCCCACGGCGGCAAAGCCACCGGCGGCAAGACCCUCACGCACCACACCGUCGUGCUCAUCGACGUAGGCGCCCACUACCGCGGCUACAGCUCCGACAUCUGCCGCUCCUUCCUCAUCGAUCCGCCUCGAGGCCAGACGCCCGAGGGCGUCGCGGCCUCGGAUCCCCAGUUCGCCACGAAGCAGAAGGUCUUCGACACGGUGUUGGCGGCGCAGAACGCCAGUAUCGCGCACUUCCGACCCGGGGAGACGGCCGCGAGCGUGGAUGUCGCGGCGCGCAGCGUCAUUGCGAAGCAAGGCUGGGAGAAGCAGUUCACGCAUCGUGUGGGGCAUGGUAUAGGGAUCAAGGCGCAUGAGUCACCGUAUUUGCACAAGGGGAAUACGAGAGUGAAGUUGAGGGAGGGCAUGACGUUUACCAGUGAGCCGGGCGUGUACCUGACGGGCCGGUUUGGAGUCAGGUCGGAGGACGUCUUUGUCGUUACGGAGAGGGGCAGCGAGGUGAGGUGCUUGAGCGGACCAAGGGCCAAGGGGUUUUGGGAACCUUGA